AUCAAGAGUUGAAAGCUAGGUUCAGUCUGGUUGUUGCAAGUUAUUAGUGGAUUGUCCGUAGUUAUGUUAGUAAAUAAAGUUUUAUCAUGAAACUCUUUUUAUAUCGAUCUAGCGCAUCGUAAUUGAUGCCUUUACAUUGAUCUCAUAUUUCAUCUCGUUACAGGGGAUGCUAUUGCUUUAAGUGAAUUUGCUGAAAUGGAAACUGAUGAUACUUCAAGCUCCGGUGGAGCGAUGGCUUCAUUUAAUAGCCUAUUUUCAUUUACAAGCCCGGCAGUUAAGAAACUACUGGGGUGGAAACAAGGAGAUGAAGAAGAAAAGUGGGCUGAAAGGGCAGUCGAUGCUUUAGUAAAAAAACUGAAAAAAAAGAAAGGUGCAAUUGAAGAAUUAGAAAGAGCGUUAAGUUGCCCUGGCCAGCCGAGUAGCUGUGUUACGAUACCUCGGAGCUUAGAUGGGCGUCUUCAGGUAUCUCACAGAAAAGGACUGCCGCACGUUAUUUAUUGCCGUGUAUGGCGUUGGCCAGAUUUACAAUCCCAUCAUGAAUUGAAGCCAAUAGAACUUUGCCAGUUUCCUUUUUCAGCUAAGCAAAAAGAAGUUUGCAUUAAUCCGUAUCACUAUAAAAGAGUUGAGAGCCCAGUACUGCCUCCAGUUCUUGUUCCACGACAUUCCGAGUUUGCUCCUGGGCACUCAUUAUUGCCAUUUCAACAAGUCGCCGAGCCUGCGAUGCCACAUAACGUCAGCUAUAGCGGUACUGGUUUCAGUGGAGGGCCUUCUUCGCCCAUCAGUAGUGUUUCCAGCCCUUCAGCUCCGUCACCUCAUAGUCCUUAUUCACCCAAUGGACUAACUGAUGACUCGGCUGCUCCUAGUUUUACCAGUUCUGGUGCCGAGGAGAGCCAGUCUUCGCCAGCUGGUGAUGCCGUUCCCAUCCCCAUGGAUACUACGUCCAUGACUGAAGUGGCACCAGUUUCCUACCAGGAGCCUCCAUACUGGGCGAGUAUAGCUUACUAUGAGUUGAACUGUAGGGUCGGCGAGGUGUUCCACUGUCAAGCUCACUCUGUCAUUGUCGACGGUUUUACAAACCCAAGUUCAAAUAUGAACAGGUUUUGUCUCGGGCAGUUGUCAAACGUCAAUCGUAAUUCAACAAUAGAAAAUACGAGGCGACAUAUUGGAAAAGGUGUCCACUUGUAUUAUGUUGGCGGAGAGGUGUAUGCUGAGUGUCUAUCGGAUUCAGCUAUUUUCGUCCAAUCAAGAAAUUGCAACCAUCAUCACAAUUUUCACCCAUCGACAGUGUGCAAGAUACCGUCGGGUUGUUCGCUGAAAAUCUUUAAUAAUCAAGAAUUUGCUCAGUUACUUUCCCAGAGUGUCAACCAUGGCUUUGAGGCCGUCUACGAAUUGACUAAGAUGUGCACAAUUAGAAUGUCCUUUGUAAAAGGAUGGGGAGCAGAAUAUCAUCGGCAGGACGUCACAUCUACUCCCUGCUGGAUAGAAAUACAUCUUCACGGCCCCCUCCAGUGGUUAGACAAAGUGUUGACCCAGAUGGGCUCUCCCCAUAAUCCAAUCUCAUCAGUCUCGUAAUGUCUUCAAAAAGAUAUUCAGAAAUAAUGAAAACAUUCUAUGAGUGCUGAUUCACUAUAAGAAGGAUAUUACGAGUGAUCAAUGUGUUUUCGCAGGUUAUGUUUAAAAUGGUUCGACAACCAUGUUUUCAAGACUUGUUUUUAUUCAGGGAAAGGCUGGAGCAAGAUGGCUACAGAGGAAGACAAUUGGUUGAGCGGAACACUUCUCAUAUUCCAGCAGGUUUUGUACAUUCUAAGAUGAUCAAAUUCAUCUUAUUGCUAGUUUUUGGAAUGAUGUGGGCCAUAAACGGUGAAAUUUCUAAUGCAGUGAUAGAUCUUUCACACUGGAAUAAUGUCAAUUUCGCUAAAGUCAAAGAUGAUGGAAUUGUAGCAGUGGUACACAAGGCAACUCAGGGAGUGAGUGGAGUGGACUCAACAUAUGCUCCUAGGAAAAUUCAAGCACAGAAGGAAGGACUCCUUUGGGGUGCCUACCACUUUGGCACCAAGGGGAAACCUGUGAAACAAGCUGACCACUUCUUGGAAACUGUGGGUGACACAAAUGGAAUUCUACUCAUGCUGGACGUGGAAGAUAAUAAGGGAGCUGAGAUGAGCCCGAAUGAAGCUGAAGAAUUUGUUAAGAGGAUUAAGGAGAAGACUGGUCGUUACCCAAUGUUAUAUGGUAACCGCUACUUCCUGCAACCGUAUAACCUGGAAAACUUGAAAAAGUGUCCACUUUGGAUAUCGCACUACACUGGCGUAUCUGCUCCUAGGACACCAAACCACUGGAAUUCAUGGAUUCUCUGGCAGUAUACCGAUGGUAAGGUUGGUGGCACUCCCAAGACUGUCAAUGGUGUCGGACCAUGUGACAGGAAUCGCUUCAAUGGGUCAAUUCAGGAGUUGAAGAAUCGAUGGCCUAACCUGUAAGCAAUCUACAGAGAACUGUAUUAUCUGAUAUUCCUUCUUAGAGACUGAUAACUUAUUUAAUUAAAUAAUUAUGAUUUCCAUUAUCAGUGAUCUUAAAAACUGAAAGCUGUACACAUUGAACUUGUAACAACUUUCACAAAUAGUUAUACUGAAUAUCCUAGUUUUUGACAUAAUAAACACACAAUUAACUAUUGAUCAUACUUUAUUUGUUCCAUCUUUCAUUUUGUUUCAUCUUUCAUUUUCUUGUCUCUUUUUUUAUAUUGUGAGAGACUGCAUAAAUCCUCUUAUAGGACAUCAAAAUGUUCUGUACCAUAAACAAAUUUUUUUCAAAACUGGUAUUUUAUUUGUAGUUCAUGGUACUCUCUCAAUACAUCAAAGAAAGAAAUAUUUCAAGAUAAUAUUCCUUUAUUAUAUUUUAGAUAGAAAUGUUAUUGAGGAUUUUUAUUUAACUACAAUCGUUCUAAUAAUAAUAUUAAUGCUAUGAAAUAUUGUAUUUUGUGAUUGUAUCAUAAUUUUAUUUCACAUACAUUAAUUAACGCUUAUAUUAAUGAUGAAUCUUUUGGUU
Nezara viridula (southern green stink bug) is the source of this 3039-nucleotide messenger RNA. The record is from the annotation of a GenBank genome assembly. Lineage: Eukaryota; Metazoa; Arthropoda; Insecta; Hemiptera; Pentatomidae.